This is a messenger RNA of Striga asiatica, 3195 nucleotides long. The record is from the annotation of a GenBank genome assembly. Lineage: Eukaryota; Viridiplantae; Streptophyta; Magnoliopsida; Lamiales; Orobanchaceae.
AAAGAAUUCACCUGGCCUGGACUCUGAUGGCAGCCGCAAAACUAAGGUCCUAAACACAACCCAAGUCUUCCCAAUUCACACAUUAGAGGGUAUAAAAGGGUUAGUGUGUGGUGUGUGGUGAAAUCGAGCUUGUAAACCAUGGAAGUUCCCGAGUUGCAGGUGGGUAGGAAUGUGAAGAAGGCGAUGAAGGCGAUGAAGGCGAAGAGGGCAUACUGGGAGCAGACGCACAACGUCGAAAUCCAGAAAUCUUCUUUCCGGGCAGUUAUUUCCGCUCUCAAGAAAUCCUCGUAUUCGAUUUUCGCCGACGAUGCAGAGCUCCGAAUAAUGGGGAUCGAAGUAAUUGAGGGAGCGUGCAUGCUGGUGGCAGAGAGGUUCCGAAACUGCGUGUUCGAGAGAGGGUUUAAGGAGAGGCAAGACGAACUUUGCCGUGCGCUGGUGGAUGUGAAGGAGCUGUGUGAGGCUCUGGACGAAGAUAGCUGUGAUUGGCUGGCUCGGGCCAGGCUCGAACGUGACGAGUCGUCACUUUCACUGGCCGAGUCCUUGGACAGAUGGAGACAUGUCUUUGACUCGCAAUUCUACCAGCUGAGGAAGUUCCAAGAGUUUGGGCUGAGGCUCGAGAAGCAGCAGCUGACGACAAUCUCCCCAAUAGUGCGCGAAAACAUUACAAAUUUUGUGGAGAAAGUAAAUCUCAGAAUGUUUAAAUUAUUCAACAAGACCUUGAUGGUCAGCCCAUCUCAUGUCAGGGAGGUUGUGAGCAGAUUGACCGAUGUUCCGCUUGUUGAGUUGUCCUCUUCCACUAGUUAUCUAAAAAAAGAAGCCUCGCGCCUGGCGAAGAAGAGGCUGGUGGGCCUCGACAGCACGAUCGAUGGAAUCUUUGAAGUUUUAGCAACCUCCUGCACGAAUUUGGGCCGAGUACGGGCCAGGCCCAGGGGAUUAUUCCUCCUCGUGGGCCGAAGAGGGUCCGGCAUCACAGAGAUUGCCAAAGCCGUUGCCCAACAUUGGUAUGGAGAUGCGAGCAGGCUUGUGGAGUUUGGGAUGUGCAAGUUUUACGAUGGAAACCCAAUUGGAAUGGCAACAAGGGAUCCCGAAACCAAGGCAAGCCUCGAGCUUUUCUUGAGCCGUUUCUCGGAGGUUGUGAGGAAACGGCCCUAUUCGGUGAUUCUUCUCGAUGGAAUAUAUAGAGCGGGCUUUUGCGUUAAGGGUCUACUCCAAGUUUUAAGUGGUGAUGCACCAACUGGAGUUGACUUUUCCAAGUGUAUUAUUUUCAUGGCGGCAAGACGGGGGCGUGGUGUGGAUGGGCUUAAGUUGAAGUGUAGAUGCUUUGGCAAAAGACCACAGCUCGAGGAGGCAUUCGAGCGCGAUCCAGCAGGAUUCGAGAGGGACCACGACUGUUUGCCGAAAAUUUUGGAAGAUGCUCUGUCCAUGGGAAGACGUUUAAUUGGGUCCGAGCUGUUUGAUUCUAUGGUGGAUAGAGCUUUUGCUGUGGAUGUUAGGCACAAUGAGAAGGCUGUUUUUAGAAUGCUUCUUAGGGAGAUGGUUAGUGAAGUUGGUGAGGGAAGGAUUCUCGCGCAUAUCUCAGAUGCUGCCUUGAACGCCAUGCUUUGGAAUUCACGUGCUAGUUUCUCGUUAUCAAUUCCCGGAAAGACUUUGAAAGAAAUGUUGAUUGAGGAGGUCCGGCCAAAGUUGGUGGCAGCCAGAGGUUGUUAUAAUAGCAAUGUUAUAUUAUAUAUCGACACCCUGAUUGGAACUGGCGAGCUGUCGUUUAGAUUUGAAAAGAACGAACGAGACCUAGCCGAUGCCUACUUCAAGCACAAGGACGGGACAUUUGGCUGCGUGGUGGCCAAUUUGGGGCUAAAAGUGCAGUCAGCCUUCAAUCUGUUUGUGUUCCACCAACAGAUUAUGCAUCAUUUGAGUCCCACCAAUGAAAACAGUGUACAGUUGGGGAGGUCCCUGCUGAACAUGUGCAAAUAUCUCUCGAAUUUUUCUCCUUUGUCUCCGAGCUUGGAGGAGGUAGUAACAACAAGAGGAAUAACAGUGACAACAUCUAAUAGUAAUACUGGUGAAGAGAAGUCGAAGUUGAAGGAGGAUAUAAUAGUGAUGAGGAGUUUGUUAGCAAAAGCCGAUACAAGUCCUGCUGAAGCAGUUACCCGUAUCAUAAUCGAUGCCAUAUUCAAGAUGAUUGAUGCUCCACUGGAAGAUUAUUUCCCUCCAAAUCCAAGAUGUCACCUAAUUUUAUGCCCGCACGCUUAUGAUGCUAAGAGGCAACUGAUUUUACGUCUGAGCGAAUCCCUCAAGUCGAAUUUCACGCACGUCAAUCUGAGAAAUAACAUGAGCAGCGGCCAUCAAAUCAAGAAAUUGCUGAUGAAGUUUGUGAAGGAGAGACUUUUUGCUGUUUUCAUGCUCGACGGAGUUGAGCAUUCGGAUGAUGUCCUCUACAGAAGCCUUCUCGAGAUUCUUGAUAAGGGUGCUCUUAUUGAUGAGAGUGGUCAAACCGUUGACUUCCGGACAGCUAUCUUUAUCCUCACGUCAGAGGCUGCCAACAGGCAGGCAAUUGCUGGCUUCUUUGAUUCUGAUACUCAUGCUAAGCAGAAAAAUACGAAACGAGGUCGAUCUGAGCUGCUUCCGUGGGUUUCGAUGAAUUAUAGGCAACCUCCAGAGAAGAGACGUAAAGUGGAGUCGCUUGCCCGGGUUGAAAUAGUUUCCCACCGUGUCAAGGAGGUUAAACGAUUUAGGACAGAAUUAGUUAACCGGGUGAGUGAAAUAAUUCUUUUUAACCCGACAGGUUCACGCGAGCAUGGACACAUCCGCAGGCUUUCUAAAUGCAACAGCUUCAUCAAAUGCUCCGCAACUAAUGCUGUAUCGGUUUCGAGCAUCAUUAGAUUGUUCCAAUGUGGCGAUAGAGACGAUGGGUUUUUUGAUUAUUUACAACAACAGUUGUCAUCAUCGCGUGUCAAAUUCCAUUUGUUGGGGAGCGCGGGAGAUAACUGUGGAGUCGAGGAGACCUGUUCCUCGUAGUAUCGAUACUUUGUCUAACGAAUCUCUACAGACACGAUCCUCCUUACCAUCGAUGCUUUGUCUAGCGAAUCUCUAACGACACGACCCUCCUUAUUGCUAUGGUAAUUUUAUAUUUUAGACAAAUGAAAACUAUUAAUGAUUUCCAGAGUCCACCUAUUUAUCUAUGAAUUAAAUGUAAGA